GAUGUCACUUCUGGAUGUCCUUCCCUCUCGAUUGAAUCUCUCUCCGUUGGCCAACUCCAUCUCUUCUGAGAGCUCGCCGCUUUGUCACUCAAUCUCGGCAUGUGAUGUAUGGUCAUGUCCGAUCAUUUGGGAAAAGGAAACGAAAGCCGGAGAAUCCUUCCAGUCUCACCGUGACUUUUCCCGGUCUGUGAUUCCUGGCUACGGGAACGAAGAGCCGUCAAUUCGCCACUGGCCAGGGAGAUGGCAUCCCGCCAACUGGACACAUGACAGCUACUUACCCAUCGGCGGUCUCGACGUCCUGUCGAGUAUGCUUUAAAUCCUCGAAAUCUCGGUCCUCAGGUCCCAAGCAUCACCUUCCCGCAUUCACUCACCUCCCUGCACUUCGCAAUGGCUGCAAGGAAAAUUGCUCUAGUCACCGGCGCCAGCCCAGGGCAUCGGGCGCGAAAUCGCGAGGCGCUUGGCCAGCGAUGGGUUCGACGUCGCGCUCAACGACCUCGCGUCCCAAGGCCCCAGUCUCGCGAAGGUCGCUGCUGAGAUCGGACAUAAGGGCCGCUUGUGUACUUCGCACGUUGCCGAUGUCACUGCAGAAUCCCAGGUCAAAGCGAUGGUCGAGGAGGUCGUCGACGUGCACGGAGGACUCGAUGUGAUGGUCGCGAACGCUGGAGUGGCUCCAUGGGGCUCGAUUCUCAAAGUCGAUGCGACAGAAUGGGACCGUGUCAUGGCCGUUAACAUUCGUGGAACUUUCCUGUGCUACAAAUACGCUGGUCGCCAGAUGGUUGCCCAGGGCCGCGGAGGACGGAUAAUCGGCGCCUCAUCUGUUGCAGGAAAGAUGGGCUUCCCCUUUCUGCCGGCGUAUUGCGCUAGCAAGUUCGCGGUGAUGGGCCUGACACAGGCAACAGCCCAGGAACUAGGAAAACACGGCAUCACCGUGAAUGCAUAUGCCCCGGGACCGCUCAAUAGUGAACUGAUGCAAUCUCUUGCUUCCGACAGCCCGCAAGAUACUGGCACAUCCGUCGAGGAGUGGACCGAAUUUAUGCGUAAGAUGAUCCCUAUGGGCCGCUUUGGCGACUUGACGGACAUCUCCGACCUGGUGUCUUUCCUCGCGUCCUCGGGCGCCAAACACAUCACCGGGCAAAACAUUUCAGUCAAUGGAGGGUCGCACUGCAGUUGAAAUUGUUCACGUCUUGUAAACGGCCCGAGUCGCUAGCCCUAUACUUCGUCUCGAUUCGCCACUGUGGUUAAUAUUAAGGAUCAGUUCACAUUCUAACUUGUCCGCCGGGAGUAUCUGCGCGGGAGAGUCAUCUUGGCUUGCGAUGGAACGUAG
Molecule: messenger RNA, 1324 nt
Organism: Mycena citricolor
Lineage: Eukaryota; Fungi; Basidiomycota; Agaricomycetes; Agaricales; Mycenaceae
Source: the annotation of a GenBank genome assembly